Emericellopsis cladophorae is the source of this 1962-nucleotide messenger RNA. RefSeq names its product Trehalose phosphorylase. The record is from RefSeq and is a predicted model, not a curated record. Gene Ontology annotation, molecular function: glycosyltransferase activity. The transcript is spliced from 8 exons. The coding region runs from base 1 to 1962 and encodes 653 amino acids. Lineage: Eukaryota; Fungi; Ascomycota; Sordariomycetes; Hypocreales; Bionectriaceae.
AUGAGCCUUGUGGCCAAGGGAAAAUCACACUUUGGCCCUCCUCUCACGACCUUGUACCUGGGUAUGUCCGUCUCGCUGACAGAUGACGGCGACACGGCGAACCUGUCCAUAGCCGCACACGACGCGACAUACCUCCUGGACUCCUCCGAGGGAUGCGUCCGUCUGCGCUCGCACGAUCAGAGUGACCCGAUCACGUCCAAGGACCCCAUCGCUGAGCACGUCAUCCCCGCUCUGGAGAAAUAUGAGAAGGACAACUUCUUCAAAUUCAUCGGCGCCGGUAUACCGAUUGCGCUGCACGAGCUGAGUCCCACGUUGUGCUCGAAAUUAUGGCUGGAGCUGGACAUUGUGCCCAUCGUCAUGGAACCCGAGGGCGCGUCUCGACACAGCGGAUUGUGGAAUGUCAAGAGUCUCGACGAGCAGGCCGAUUCCAUGGGUCGCAAAUGCAUCAUGCACUUUGGCCCAUCACUAGCUCCCCUAUUGCAUGUAGGCUUCAAGGGCCGCGUCCAGACAGAUGCUGCAUUCCGGGCUUGUCUGACAACCCUGGAAAACCACAGAGAUACGUGUGGCCCAAGGACCUGGGACAGCAUGCUGCACUUUGCUCGCCAGCUCAACGACGGCAACACGCGGAUCGCCUUCUUCAGCAGCACGCCCCAAGGUGGUGGCGUGGCUUUGAUGCGCCAUGCGCUGGUCCGCCUCUCGCAGCUUACGGGCGUUAAUCUGCGCUGGUACGUGCCCAAACCGCGAGCAGGCGUCUUCCGCAUCACCAAGAACAUUCACAACAUCCUCCAGGGCGUAAGCGAGCCUGGAGUGCAUAUUACAGACCAAGAGAAACAACUCAUCGUAGAUUGGAUCGUCGACAAUGCCAAUCGAUACUGGCUCUGUCCAGGAGGUCCUCUCCGACCACCAGAAGAAGGCGGUGCACAUGUCAUAGUCGUCGAUGAUCCUCAGAUGCCGGGACUGAUCCCCGUCAUCAAGAAGUUGACGCCUGAGCGCCCUGUGUUGUAUCGCUCUCACAUCCAGAUCCGCUCCGAUCUCGUGGCCAAGACCGGCUCGCCCCAAGAAGACGUAUGGUCGUAUCUUUGGGAGAACAUUCGCCACGCAGACAUGUUUAUUUCGCAUCCAAUACCCGGUUUUGUCCCCAAACACGUGCCAAGGGAGAAAGUGGCAUACCUGCCUGCGACGACCGACUGGCUGGAUGGCUUGAACAAGCCAUUGAACCGGGCUGAACUUGCGUGGCCAGCUCGAAAGUACAUUGUACAGAUCGCGCGCUUCGAUCCAUCGAAAGGCCUGCCUGAUGUCAUUGCCUCUUAUGGAGAGUUCCGCCGUCUCUGCAAGCAGGACGGUGUCAUCGACCCUCCCCAACUUUGCAUCUGUGGUAAUGGAUCAAUCGAUGAUCCCGACGCAUCCACCGUCUACGACCAGACGAUGACGCAGCUCGAGACUGACUACCCAGAUCUAGUCCCGGACUGCUCCAUCAUGCGACUCGAACCCAAUGACCAGCUUCUGAACACCUUGGUCGCCAAUGCCCACGUGGUCCUGCAGCUAUCGACGCGUGAAGGUUUCGAGGUCAAGGUAUCCGAGGCGCUUCACGCAGGACGGCCUGUCAUCGCCACCAAGGCGGGUGGUAUCCCAUUGCAGGUCAAGGACCGGGUGAAUGGCUUUCUGGUAGAUGUUGGCGAUCACAGAAGCGUAGCACAGCACCUGCUCGAACUGUUCCGCGACGACGAGCUGCACAGGAGAAUGAGCCUGGAAGCCAAACGAGGUGUCAGCGACGAGGUCGGCACGGUUGGCAAUGCUCUUGCAUGGUAUUAUCUCGGCGCCAAGUGGAGGGAGGUUGGCGCUCGCGGGCUCAAGGCCCAUGGGCGGUGGGUGAAUGACAUGGCCAGGGAAGAAGCUGGGCAGCCAUACCAAACGGGUGAAAACAGGCUGCCCCGAAAAUUCACCGAUCAAGCAAGCAAGUAA